Molecule: messenger RNA, 1011 nt
Organism: Poeciliopsis prolifica (blackstripe livebearer)
Lineage: Eukaryota; Metazoa; Chordata; Actinopteri; Cyprinodontiformes; Poeciliidae
Product: gastrula zinc finger protein XlCGF57.1-like
Exons: 1
Coding region: 59-697 (212 amino acids)
Biological process (GO): central nervous system development; regulation of transcription by RNA polymerase II
Cellular component (GO): nucleus
Molecular function (GO): RNA polymerase II cis-regulatory region sequence-specific DNA binding; DNA-binding transcription factor activity, RNA polymerase II-specific
Source: RefSeq, a predicted model, not a curated record
ACGGAUAUCAUGCAUUCAUUGUGGGAGACGUUUCAUUGAGAAAUCAUUAAAUCUUCAUAUGAGAAUUCACACAGACGAGAAACCUUUCUCAUGUGGAAGCUGUGGAAGAAGUUUCCGAUGCAAAACACAUUUAACUCGUCACAUGAUGAUUCACAGAGGUGAGAAGCCUUUCACGUGUGUGGCCUGCGGAAAAAGUGUCAGAACAAAAUUUGAGUUACGUCUUCACAUGAUGAUUCACACAGGAGAGAAGCCAUUCUCAUGUGGUAACUGUGGAAAAAGUUUCCGACGCAAAAUAUAUUUAACUCGUCACAUGAUGGUUCACGGAGAUGAGAAGCCUUUCUUAUGUGCGACCUGUGGAAAAGGUUUUGUCAGUAACGCAACUUUAAUUUAUCACAUGAGGACUCACACUGGAGAGAAGCCUUUCUCAUGUGUGACCUGUGGAAAAAGUUUUGCCUGUAGAACUUCUUUAACUUAUCACAUGAGGACUCACACAGGAGAGAAGCCUUUCUGCUGUGUGAACUGUGGGAAGUAUUUUGGACACAAAUCCAGUUUAACGCGUCACAAUAUGAUUCAUACAAAUGAGAAACCUUUCUCGUGUGUGACCUGUAGAAAAAAAUUCCCAAGAAAAUCUUAUUUACUUCGUCACAUGAGGACUCACACAGGUGAGAAGCCUUUCUCAUGUACAAGCUGUGAUUAAAGCUUUUCUAAUAAAAUUGGCCUAAUUUACCACAGAAAGACUCACAGUGAUGAAAAGUAUUUGGCUUGUGGGACUUCCAAUCCAAAUCUCAGUUCAAUGGUCAUAUGCAAAGUCACACAAGUGAUAGGCGCUACUGAAGGUAGCAAAUAAAUAGGUGGAAUUGCCCUUUAGCCAUUUCCCUGUGGGCCUCCGUAUUUUAUUAUUUGUUGUAUGUAUUUUUUUCAUGAUUUUGGUUAGUGGAUACAUGUUGGCUGUUACUGUAUGUACUGGUAGCAUCACAAAUGAAUUGUGCUUUGAUUACAAUGUUUUCAGCA